UGACGAUUGAGCCGGCCCGAUUGAGCCCCCGAUUGAGCAACGACGCGCAAGAUCCACUUCCACGACGAACGACACACAACCCACAAGAUGAAGGCGACGCAGGCGCAGCGAGCGGCACAGGCAGCGGCCAACGCAACGCGGCCGUUCAGGCGCAGGAACCUGGCGGUUGGCGCUGUGUUGUUUGGCUUUGUGGGCUCCGUGUACGCAUACACAAUCCUCUCCGUCAAGCAAGAGGACUUCUCUGACGUGCAGCCCGUGCUUCCCACCCACGGCCAGAAGUCGAGGUGAACUAAGGAAGGACCAUAUCCUGCCCUACCCUCCAGCCCAAGCCUAACGUAACAGAAACUCUCCCCCACGACAUGCCUGCGCGAUGACGACACUGUUGCAGUGCACCUGUCUCCACCUUUUGUGUUUUGCGUCUCUGCAUGUCGCGGCGCGAGCAAGUGCUUGAUGUCACACUACACCUUUGCUUGUUUGUGUUUGUGUUGACGCGCAUCCUUGUCAUCGCACAAUGCCACGCACUUCAGUACACGUUUCCCACCCCGCAA
Messenger RNA from Salpingoeca rosetta, 548 nucleotides. RefSeq lists its product as uncharacterized. The transcript is spliced from 2 exons. Bases 88 to 288 code for a protein of 66 amino acids. Lineage: Eukaryota; Choanoflagellata; Craspedida; Salpingoecidae. Gene Ontology annotation, biological process: mitochondrial respiratory chain complex IV assembly. The record is from RefSeq and is a predicted model, not a curated record. Gene Ontology annotation, cellular component: mitochondrial inner membrane.